Molecule: messenger RNA, 894 nt
Organism: Parnassius apollo (apollo)
Lineage: Eukaryota; Metazoa; Arthropoda; Insecta; Lepidoptera; Papilionidae
Source: the annotation of a GenBank genome assembly
UUGGAUAAUAUCAGAGUGAGGGGCGGGCGUGAAAGCGCCUGCUGCACACUGUCGGGCAAACCUACAAACAUAUUCUCCGCGGUGAACAACUUCUUCGCUGAUUCGCCUCUGGUGAAUCAGCUUAAAGGUAUCAUGACUAGGCAAGUAAGCAGCAGUGGAGAGCCGGGGCCACCUGAUGAAUCUUCACGUCCAGAGAGCCGUAGUCCGCCGUCUGUCGGUCUCAGUCCCUCAGAGAGUCAUCUAUCACAACGUUCGAUUUCACCCCCGAGAUCGCAGCGGCAGGUGGCCUUUCUAAAGCCAGUGGCUGACAAUAACUUGAACAGAAAGGCGUCCAUCAUUGACGAGACGACUGGCAUCUCACGAACACAAAUGAAAGAAUUCCGGGAGGCGUUCCGUCUAUUCGACAAAGAUGGAGACGGAACGAUCACGAAGGAGGAAUUGGGGCGGGUAAUGCGCAGUCUUGGCCAAUUUGCAAGAGUGGAGGAGCUACAGGACAUGCUGCAGGAGGUUGACAGUGAUGGGGACGGCAACGUCAGCUUCGAGGAGUUCGUCAACAUCCUCUCCAAAUCGAUGUCAGCAGGGGGCGGCAGCAGCUGUGCUGAACAAGAGGAGCGGGAACUGCGCGAUGCCUUCCGCGUAUUCGACAAACACAACCGAGGAUACAUCUGCGCAUCUGAUCUGAGGGCUGUGCUGCAGUGCCUCGGCGAGGAUCUCUCGGAGGAGGAAAUCGAAGAUAUGAUAAAAGAAGUGGAUUCUGAUGGCGAUGGGCGUAUUGACUUUUUGGAGUUCGUCAGAGCAUUAGGUGAGCCAGAGGACGCUUGCGACGAUGAAGAGGACGAAGAAGUAACCGACGGAACCGACGUGAUUUUCCAAAGAUCUGUAGCGGCAGUUUAA